Messenger RNA from Suricata suricatta (meerkat), 866 nucleotides. Its product is annotated as histone H4-like. NCBI's taxonomy places the organism in Eukaryota, Metazoa, Chordata, Mammalia, Carnivora, Herpestidae. The record is from RefSeq and is a predicted model, not a curated record. The transcript has a single exon. Gene Ontology annotation, biological process: nucleosome assembly. The annotation marks the transcript as partial. Gene Ontology annotation, molecular function: DNA binding; structural constituent of chromatin; protein heterodimerization activity.
CGGCGCGGCGGCGUCAAGCGCAUCUCCGGCCUCAUCUACGAGGAGACCCGCGGGGUGCUCAAGGUGUUCCUGGAGAACGUGAUCCGGGACGCCGUCACCUACACGGAGCACGCCAAGCGCAAGACGGUCACGGCCAUGGACGUGGUCUACGCGCUCAAGCGCCAGGGCCGCACUCUCUACGGCUUCGGCGGCUAAGAAUUUUUUUUCUGCCAAGAACGGAGUUUCUAACAAAGGCCCUUUUCAGGGCCACCUACCAUAUCAGUCAGAAGAGUUGCUCACUCUGGACUGUUUUGUUUCCCUUUGGGCUCUUUUGCUUAGUCUGCAGGCAGCUUUUUAUGGAAGAGUAAGUCCUGGACUUGAAAUAGACGUGUUCCUUGUGUGUCAGUGAUUUUUAGGGUCAGGUUUUAAUUUCUGAGCCUUCCAGAACCAUCUAUUGUACUCUGGGCCACUUGGCUCUUGUGAGGUUAUGUGCCUUUAAACUGAGCAGUCCGCUUCUGCUGUAAGCCUGGUGUCCGGUCUGUCUGCAUUGCUACUGUAUCCAUCUGUGUAAUAAUCUAACCAUUACGCAGUGGCUUUUCUCCCCAGAAGUUCGGCUCUGACCAAUGGGCCCAGAAUGAGUCAGAAGUCACUCCCAGGUUUGGGCUUAAAAACUUUAGGCCGUCUUAUCUGGUAAGAAGGUGCUGAACUUGGCUGAUGGCAAAUGGCAAAACAAGGACUUGAAGGAAAAAUAGUCCCGGAUUGAUCAGCAAGCUGGGUUAAUCACGGCAGAUCAGUCCUGCGAGAAACGAAUGUCUUAAGGCUAAUUUAUUGUGGAGUCUGUUCUAGCCGCUUAACUUUACAAACUAAAUACAGUUUUGUUUUCCCAA